This is a messenger RNA of Phlebotomus argentipes, 1179 nucleotides long. RefSeq names its product multivesicular body subunit 12B (gene Mvb12). The coding region runs from base 141 to 1025 and encodes 294 amino acids. The record is from RefSeq and is a predicted model, not a curated record. Gene Ontology annotation, biological process: regulation of epidermal growth factor receptor signaling pathway; endosome to lysosome transport via multivesicular body sorting pathway; receptor catabolic process. Gene Ontology annotation, cellular component: ESCRT I complex; cytosol. Lineage: Eukaryota; Metazoa; Arthropoda; Insecta; Diptera; Psychodidae. The transcript has 3 exons.
CUCCCACUCCUCGACGUCCAUGUCGCUUUGAUCAUCCAGCCCAAGUCCAGCGCGAGGGAGUGACCAAGAAGGCAGCAGAAUUUCUGGGGAUUUUCCAAGAGGACUCACGCUGUGAAGGGACAAAGAACGUGAGAGUCAAAAUGAUCUCACCGAAUUCUGUGAAGAACAAGAAUGUGAUAAAUACUGUGCUCAAUUUCCUCCCGGACAAUCGCCCAAUUACGAGUCUCAUUGUCGUGGAGAAUUGCGAAAAAUGCCCAAAGCCAUUCGCGCCGAUUCACCUGACGUACGAUCAGGACAGCGAUGCGGACUUGUGGCGCGAGACAUUUCUCUUCGGCAAACAUCCGGGCCGAUAUCUGUGCAUGUCGAAGCAGGACACCAGCACAGACACCAUCGUGGAGACGAUCUCCGUGAUUGGGGUGAACGAGAGGACACCGGAUGGCUUCACGAGCAUCCUGCAGACGACGGACAAUGCCCAGAAGGCGUGGCGAAAGCGGCAGCUAGUGUUCAAGGUGGUGGAGAGGAGGAAUGCGUCGAAGGCGGUGACGGAUAUUAUUAUUUGCUCCAAGAGCAAGAAAGCGCCGAGCGGAUUCCUCAUUGCGGGCGAAAUUAAUGGACUGUCGGUGUGCUAUAAAGUGGGCCCAGCCUCGCGACCACUGCCGCAAUUGCCGGCAGUUGAGAACAAAGACAAGAUCCUCCAGCCAAUGGAGAAUCUCUCGAUUUCGCACAUUUACGAGAACACGAGCCCCAACGCUCAGUUACCAUCGCGACCGGCUCCGAAGCCCCCAACGACACCACAAUCGCCCACAAACACCCUCUACGGCACCCUCGGCGGAGCGACUUAUGCUGAGAUCGAGGGCGUUCCCUUCGUGCUGAACUCCAACUUGCAGCAGAGUGAGGUGCAGCACGUGCCGAUCUUCAAGCCCGCCAACGUGUCCAGCGGCAUUGACUACGAUUUCACGCUCGAGAGGCAAAUUCUGUGCACAACCAAGGCAAUUUCACUAACGAACAACCCAUUCUUCCACUGAGACUGAAAGUUUUAGCGCGAUUUUAGCUCUCCCUGCCCUUUUAGGCGCUAAGAGCGUCACAAAAUUUGUUAUGCCAUCAUUAUACCCAUAAUCGUCUUAGCAUUAUAUACUUGGGAAUUUACAUAAGAAAAUAUGAAAUGAUAAAUAAACUAAA